GUCUGCACCGCGCAGGGGCGCAUCCCCCCCGGAGGAGGGCUGGGAGCGGCCGGCUCCGGGGGGAGCGGGCUGGCGGUGCUCCCGAGGAGGUGGCGGCGGGGAAGCCUCGCUCGAUUGUUCUGCGGCUAUUGAUCCGCCUCCCUCCGAGGAUCCCAGUGGCUCGGUGACCCUCCCUCCCGCCGGUCCCCUCCCUCCCUGGCGCCCGCCUCCCCUCCGCGGUGCACGAUCCCGACGCGGCCGCGCGGCGCUCUUCCUCCCUGGCCUCGGGCUCCUGGAAUCCUCAAGUUAUUAGGAGAAAUAAGGUAGCCGAGGGGACCACAUGGAAGUUGUGACGGCUCCCGGCGGCGCACCCCUUUCGGCCGAGCACUCCCUCGCCCUGGGAAUCACCCGCUGACACGUUGAAUGAAGGAGGGCCCCUUGCCAGUCAGCCUGCCGGGAUGGGCCACUGCUGGUGCAAGCCUUAUUACUGCCUCCCGUGCCUGGACAAGACGAAUGAAAGUGCCCUUGUGAAAGAGAAAGAGCUGUCAAUCGAACUUGCAAACAUCAGGGAUGAAGUUGCCCUCAAUACAGCCAAGUGUGAGAAACUACAAAAGGAGAAGGAAGAGCUGGAGAGGCGCUUUGAGGACGAGGUGAGGAAGCUGGCCUGGCAGCAGCAGGCGGAGCUGCGGGACCUGGAGGGGCGGUUGCAGCUGCAGUUCGAGGCAGAGAUGGCGCGUCUCCAGGGCGAGCACAGCACCCAGCUGCUGCGGCUCAGGUGUCAGCACCAGGAGCAGGUAGAGGACAUCACCGCCAGCCAUGAGGCUGCUCUCCUAGAGAUGGAAAGUAACCACACAGUUGCCCUUGCAAUCCUGCAGGAUGACCACGACCACAAAGUCCAAGAAUUGAUGUCUACCCAUGAGCUUGAAAAGAAGGAAUUGGAAGAAAAUUUUGAAAAGCUGCGGCUGUCCUUACAGGACCAGGUAGACACGCUGACCUUCCAGAGCCAGUCUCUGCGGGACCGAGCCAGACGCUUCGAGGAGGCUUUGAGGAAAAACACUGAAGAGCAGCUGGAGAUUGCUCUGGCUCCUUACCAGCACUUGGAAGAAGACAUGAAGAGUCUGAAGCAAGUAUUAGAGAUGAAGAAUCAGCAAAUACACCAGCAGGAAAAAAAGAUUCUUGAGCUGGAAAAGCUGGCAGAAAAGAACAUUAUCCUGGAAGAAAAGAUCCAAGUUCUCCAGCAGCAGAAUGAAGACCUCAGAGCCAGGAUCGACCAGAACACCGUGGUCACGAGACAACUGUCGGAGGAAAAUGCUAACCUCCAGGAGUACGUUGAGAAAGAAACUCAGGAGAAAAAGAGAUUGAGCCGAACCAACGAAGAGCUGCUUUGGAAGCUCCAAACUGGGGACCCAACCAGCCCGGUUAAACUGUCGCCUACGUCCCCCGUUUACCGCGGCUCCUCAUCUGGGCCCUCCUCCCCCUCCAGACUUAGCACCACGCCCAGAUGACGUCACCACGCAGCCUGGCCCACCGCGUGCUUCCACCUGCAGGGAGGAGGGACCAGGGGCUGGCCCGGCCCUGCGCGCAUGCUCAGUAGCUGCAUAGCUGCAUCCUAGACGGUCUAAUGAUGCUCGUGUGAGACUGUCCUCGUAUUGGCACCUAGGAAAGUGUAAAUGGUAGUGUCUGAUGUGCAAACGUUUGACCGUAGUUAGAGCCAAAAGAAAGAAAAAAAAGAAACUCCAGUUCUUGGGCAAUGAACUUUAACUGCAGAAUUUCAGGUUAGUUACAAAUAGCUCAGUUUUGAAUAUACAUUGAAUAAUCAUUGUGUACUGCACCAAUAUGUGUGUAUAUUUAGAUAUACAUAUAUACACACGCAGCGGUUCUGAAUUGCAUUUUUUAUAACAUGAAGUGCUGACAUAUUUUGGUGAAGGUCAGCAGUUUUCUAACUUGUGCCUAAGAAUUAUUGGGAAAUGAAAAUGCAUUUCUAUCUAGCUUCCCGGGGAAUAUUUCUACCCAAAAUAGAAAAAAGGAAAAAAAAAAAA
Molecule: messenger RNA, 2018 nt
Organism: Manis javanica (Malayan pangolin)
Lineage: Eukaryota; Metazoa; Chordata; Mammalia; Pholidota; Manidae
Gene: MTUS2
Product: microtubule associated scaffold protein 2
Cellular component (GO): nucleus; cytoplasm
Molecular function (GO): microtubule binding
Source: RefSeq, a predicted model, not a curated record